AUGGACCAGAAAAAGCAAGGGAAAGAGUUGUCUGAAGAACUCAGAAACAAAAAAGAUAACAAACAACCAACCUUCUUGGCUGUGAACGCAAGACAAGAAUCACCCCAGACUAAACAGAAAGAUAGUGUAAAUGGUAGAAAAAAAGCCAAUGAAAACUUCCAGAUCAGGGGCGUAACUUCAUCCCAGUUACCAAGAGGCACUUACCUGCAUAGUACAGGCAGUCAGCAGCUAAUCUUCACUAAGCAAGCCAUUACACUGAUUUCUACUUUUGCAGUCAUCAUUGUGGAACCUAUUGAGAAAAACUUGAAGACAAGGCACAAAACUAGUUUACCCAAUAAAAAAAUGGAGAAUGAAGACAGACAAAUUACUGUAUGGGUUUGCCAAGAAGAAAAAAUAGUCUGUGAAUUGACAAAACACACAACCAGUGCAGAAGUAAUAAAAGCUCUUCUUGAAGAACAUCAAGCUGUAACCAGAAGCAACUGUUGUCUAUUGGAUCAUUACAAAGAGUAUUGUAUUGUGGAAAAAUGGAAACAUUUUGAACGCCUUUUGCCGCCAUCCACAAAAAUACUGAAACUCUGGCAGGCUUGGGGUACAGAACAAAUUAACUUGAGCUUUGUUCUAGUGAAAGCAGGUAUGUUGAAGCCUUGUUCUAAGUGGAACACUACCGAAAAUGCCAUAGUCCCUGAUAAACACAGGGCUCAUCGGAAAUAUAGUGCAAAAGCUUAUGUUAAGGCUUUUCCACUGGAAAAACAGAAGACGAUUGUAAGAAAUACUUUUAGAAAAUUGGCAAAGCAGAAAAGAGGCAUGGAGCACCAAGAAACACAUUGUAUAAAGAGAAACAAUCCAGUUUUGCUUUCUCAAGAUAACAUUAUUAAGCAGACAGACAAAGUUCUAUACCAGGAUAAAAAGAUAAAGGAACGUGGAAAAUGUCAACAGUUGAAAAAAUCAGAGAACAACGGAGAGCACUUUGCCUGUGAAAGCUCAGUGAUAGCAGAUGACUUUAGACUCCAUCAAAUAAAGUAUUUUCCAGAUACGGAUAGCCUGGAAAAACUGCUACAUAUUGAAGAAGAGUUAAUUCAUCAUCAUUUGCUUAUUAAAAUGUUAUCUGAUGAAAUUAGAGAGGAGAUAUCUUCCAUAUUCAUAGAACAAAAUAGAGAUUUGUGUAUUUGUGAUGCAGUACAGAAGAUGCACAUGGAAACAUAUACUUCUGAAAGGGUUCAGAAAGAGAUAGAUGAGAGCAUUCAGGUGGGGUUACAAUUACAUUCUCUCUUCAAUAGCAUUCAGAAAGAAGUCCAGUGCAGUGAUUUACUGCUACAUAGGCAGCAACAGGAAUAUAAAAUCCUACAGGAAGAACUAAAUUCACUAUGUGUAAGUGAUACAAAGAACUGUUUGUGUCAUAGUCCACAACAACAAUAUAACAUACCUUUAGGUGCUGGUAGUAGUAAAGAAUUAGGUGACAUCACUAAAGCAGUGUCUAAUAUGGAUUUACAAAAUAACACAGAUUCAGAUACCGGAAUCAGCUCCACUCAUAGUCAAGAUUGAGUCUGCUUCAUGGGAACUAGUGACAUUUGCUGAGUUACACUUGUCUACCUACUGUAAAGAAUGACAGACCAAUUGUAAAGUACUGGAUGUCUAAUAUGCUUAAUGUGACAGUGCAAUAACAAUGAAACAUAAUGUGCCCAAAUGAGGUACAGAUUAGGCACAUACCCACGGCAAUGAAAAGGUUAAAAACAUAUCACAUCUUUAUUGUGUUUACUUUAGAAAUACAUUCUGUGCUUCUUGUACCAGGGCACUUUAUAUAAUGGCCAAACAUUAUGGGGAUGCUAGUUACACGGUUCCUUCAUAAUUAUGUGAUGAAUGCUUUACUAUUUUGAUUUAAACAGACAUGGAGGCAUUAAAGGCCAUUUUGACUUGUCUAAUGGUUAUUUUCACAUGUUGCUCUGUAACAACAGUCACUGCAGUAUUAUAUAUUUUUUUUUUACAUUUAUAUAACACUACAUGUGCACAUGGUUUAUAGAAAAGAAAGAAAUAGGACAACAAGUUUUAGAAUAAUACAUCCAGAAACUGUUCAGGAUUAUAAACAACUCCUUACUCUGAAGUGCCUUUUUGCACACAAAUGAGCCUGUACACAAGAGACGAGCCAUUCACUUCUCAUAUUCCGCAUUUGCUUCUCCAUUCCAUAGAAUGCCAUUCUGCACUGGAUUUGUAAAUUAGCAUUUUGCAGGCUUAGCCCAUGAAAAGAGCUGGGAUGACACAGUCUAAUCAUCCUGCAGUGGGAUGUGGUUGCAGUAAGUCUGGGAGCACAGAAGGUAAAAUUCCACAGCCAAAAAGUAUAUGAAAUUCGGCAGCCAAAUGCAGACUGAGGCUCAUUUUUUAUGAACCAGUUUCAACCAUUUUAUUUAUCAUUAUUAUACAUAC
This is a messenger RNA of Pseudophryne corroboree (corroboree frog), 2418 nucleotides long. RefSeq names its product Ras association domain family member 9 (gene RASSF9). The record is from RefSeq and is a predicted model, not a curated record. Lineage: Eukaryota; Metazoa; Chordata; Amphibia; Anura; Myobatrachidae. Bases 1 to 1542 code for a protein of 513 amino acids. Gene Ontology annotation, biological process: signal transduction. The transcript is spliced from 4 exons.